AAUACAACCACCUCAAACACACCCUGCAGAAAAUGUCCUACCCUACUUUUGACUUCAACACCACUGCCGAGGACGUCGCGACGGCUUUCGCGGAUGAGAUCAAGGGCAAGAACGUUCUUAUCACUGGGACCUCCAUCAACGGGAUCGGAUUUGAGACUGCGCGAGUGAUCGCAAAAUAUGCAAACUUGGUUGUGAUCACUGGGUACAAUGGGGAGCGAUUGAAGCUCACGGAGGCUGCAAUCAGGAAGGAGGUCCCGCAAGCCAACAUUCGUACUCUGAUCCUGAACCUCUCGUCCUUCGCCGCCGUCCGCACCGCCGCAGCAGAAGUCAACGCCUACGACGAGCCGAUCCACGUCCUGAUCAACAAUGCGGCAGCUCCGAUUGGUCCGUUCAAACUGACCGUCGACGGAUUCGAGAAUCAAAUCGCAACUGACCACCUCGGGCCGUUCCUCUUCACAUCACUCAUUGCCCCCAAGAUCAUCGCUAGCAAAACGGAGAAGUUCACACCGCGAGUGGUGUUUGUGUCGAGCAUCGGGCACACCUGGGGCAAGGGUGUCAACUUCGAGACGCUCGUCAAGCCCGACCCCGAGAAGUACGAGAUAUUCGACGCGUACUUCCAGGCCAAGUCCGCAAAUGCGCUGACAGCGGCUGAGCUCUCGCGGCGAUCCGGUGGAAAAAUCAACGGAUACAGUCUGCAUCCGGGAUCGAUUGUGACGAACAUCACCAACAAGGAGGAGUCACUCGAGCCUUUCAAGGCCCUGGGGAUCCUCGGGUCGGACGGCCAACCGAACACGCAGGACUUCCAAUGGAAGACGAUCCCCGAGGGCGCGGCUACGAAUGUCGCGGCUGCUUUUGACCCGCGCCUCGACGCAAGCCCCGGCGCAUACCUGGACGACUCGAAGGUCGCAAAUGACAAGCUCGCGGCGCACACCGCGGAUCCGGCCAAUGCCGCCAAGUUGUGGGAUUUGUCGGAGCAGAUCGUGGGAACCAAGUUCACCUUUAAUUAGAUCAAAAUAAUGCGGUGCGGUCCACAGGAUCAGCUCUAAUUAUUUAAUUGUGCAAAACCGUUUUAAGAAAUUAUGCCCGACUGGAGCUACGACGAU
This is a messenger RNA of Mycena citricolor, 1103 nucleotides long. The record is from the annotation of a GenBank genome assembly. Lineage: Eukaryota; Fungi; Basidiomycota; Agaricomycetes; Agaricales; Mycenaceae.